AUGUUUUCAAUUUUUACAACGAACUGUAAAUGUAGUGUUCGCUACAAAGUUGCGCUUAUACUUACUACCAAUAUUGUCAUUUAUGUGCAGACACUUUCCAUUAAUGUUGACUACGAAAAGAAUCACGUCCUUGCAUACUCACGAGGGAAGGUCACCAACUUUAAAAUUGCUUUGGAGCCAGAAUUUAGUGCUCUGAAGAUCGCGUGGGACACACAAGAUAAAAUUGUAACUUUUCUUUACACAAAUACUAAGAACAUGGCAAUAUGCGAAUUGUUUUGGAAUGAGACGUUGCUAGAGAAGUUAUUGUGUAUACAAUGUCAUUUUACCCUUUUCCCUCCCAUGCAGUUCAUGUGUUGUGGAGCUAGGAUUUGUGAAAAUUGUUCAAAAAAAUUAAAUCAAUCUACGCAAUGCCCAUUCUGUUCAGAAUCUGGAAUAUGUGAUGUAAAACCGGACAAAGGUCACGAGCGUGAACUGAGAAGGAUGGAAAUAUCUUGUCCAAGAUGCAAUGAAAACUUUUCUGGCCGCUUCCCUGAACUGAUUAUUCAUUUAGACAAGCACCGUGACUUGCCUUGUCCUAACUGCGCUGAAAAGUUUGUUUUUCCGCAGGAAUUGGACAGUCAUCAGUAUAAUACGUGCGAACAUCGUGUGGUGGAGUGUCCGCUAAGUUUUCUUGGAUGUGACAAAAAGGUGCCUCACAAAUAUAUUGACAAGCAUCACCUGAAUAAUUGGCAUCAACGGUAUUUGUUAAACUUCGUACACGCGAUACUUUCACCAUCAUCAUUAAACAAGAUUUUAUCAACAGAUUCCAAAAAUACCGAACAGACGUUUGAACAAACAUUACGGGAAUAUUUAGAAAAGAUAAAUCCUUUGAUUGAAGACGCGGACCAAUCCAUGAGGAAUUGCAGCCAAUUGAGUUCGAAAAGGCAAGACAUAGAAACAAAGAUUAACGGUAUACGAACACAGUCUGUUGCUAUUAAAGAAUCAUCCGAAAAUAACGUCAAAUUAAUGGAAAGUAUUUAUCAAAUCAUAGCCAAUAUGACUGAAAUUUUAAACAAAAUGAAAUCUCAACCGAUAGGCGGUCCGAGAUUAUUAGACAUAGACGGAACUUACAUCUGGAAGGUGAAACUGUCCGACUUGACAAGCAGUCAACAGACCUUACAAUCUGAAGUAUUUCUCACUUCUAAAAGUGGAUACAAAUUAGUACUUCAAUGUGAAAUUUAUGAGAAUAAAUCGACAAGUACGAGCUAUAUUUCAGUAGCCGUUGCAAUCCUUCGUGGAGAUUACGAUGCUAUUCUCAGUUGGCCGAUGCUUUAUCCAAUCACACUGACGAUAGUUGAUUUAUCCGGAAAGAGAAGUGAUAUUUCAUAUCCAAUCCAUAUGGAUCCGUAUAUGCUACCACUUCAAAGACCAAUGAAUGAUUCGAAUCCUCCAUGCAAAGUGGAGCAGUUUUAUCCUUUGGAAAAAAUAACGAAAAAUAAUAGUUAUUACGUACAAAACAAUGCAAUGUUUAUUCGAGCACAUCUUGAUUUCGUGGGAGGAAGUCUUGACUCAAUAUCAAACGGAGAACAGCAGAAGCUUCCUAAUUACGAUUCUGCUCGAAAUAAAAUUGCAUCUUAA
Messenger RNA from Adineta ricciae, 1617 nucleotides. Lineage: Eukaryota; Metazoa; Rotifera; Eurotatoria; Adinetida; Adinetidae. The record is from the annotation of a GenBank genome assembly.